This is a messenger RNA of Belonocnema kinseyi, 1235 nucleotides long. RefSeq names its product mitochondrial glycine transporter-like. The record is from RefSeq and is a predicted model, not a curated record. Bases 251 to 1144 code for a protein of 297 amino acids. Gene Ontology annotation, cellular component: mitochondrial inner membrane; mitochondrion. Gene Ontology annotation, biological process: glycine import into mitochondrion. Gene Ontology annotation, molecular function: glycine transmembrane transporter activity. NCBI's taxonomy places the organism in Eukaryota, Metazoa, Arthropoda, Insecta, Hymenoptera, Cynipidae. The transcript has 8 exons.
AUUCUCGUCCAUUGUUAUAAGCAAGUGAUUUUUUAUAAAAUGUAGCAUAAUGGCUGUGAACCUCUAUAUAAAUAUGCUUUUUAUUGGUUACAAUCGUUAAAAUCUAAAGAAAACUAAAUAGACCAUUGUCAAUUUAGAUAUAUAACCUCUCUGAAAAGUUUAAUAUGCGAGCAAUUAAGAUAUUCUUCGCAUAUAAUAAAUAGAAACGCAGUUACAUAAUCGAUGAAUUGCUGAUCAAGUAUAGUUGGACAUGCAGGGUCAAUUCGUUGACCCAAGAGGCGAAGAAAUGCAGAUAAGUGGAAAUCAUCCCAUAUUGAAAUCUUUCCUCGCUGGAUCUUUCUCUGGAACAUUUUCAACUAUUUUAUUUCAACCGUUGGAUCUUAUAAAAACAAGACUUCAAGACAGAGUCAGUAACAAUGCGGGGCGUGGAAAAUCUGGAAUGGUCAAAACCAUGGUUCAGAUAGUUCAAAAUGAAAACAUAUUCGGAUUAUGGAAGGGAAUGACCCCUUCCAUAACCAGAGUAAUUCCAGGCGUUGGUCUUUACUUUUCAUCCCUGCACUGGAUAAGACACGUCCUCGAACUCGAAGAUCCACUCACACCUUUCCAGGCAGUCAGUUUGGGAAUCACAGCUCGUUCAAUGUCCGGAGCUUUAUUAAUUCCAAUAACGGUUGUCAAAACCCGAUUCGAGAGCGGCGUGUACAAAUAUAACAGCAUCGGUGAGGCGCUGAGAAUAAUUUACAAAUACGAAGGCGUGAAAGGUCUUUCAAGUGGCCUCGUACCAACUUUACUUCGCGAUGCGCCCUACAGUGGCCUCUACCUCAUGUUCUAUACCCAACUCAAAAACACAGUAUCCACAGAACUUCCACACUACAGUCAUGUGACUUCCACUCAUUUUUGUUGUGGAAUCGUAGCUGGCAUUUGUGCAUCAGUCAUCACACAUCCUGCAGACGUUGUCAAAACAAAAAUGCAAUUGUAUCCGAGCAAAUUCCAUAACGUCCAUGGUGCCUUUGUUUUUGUAUAUCGAAAAUACGGAGUCUUAGGCUACUUCAAAGGAAUCGUCCCGCGAAUGCUAAGGAGAACUCUAAUGACCGCCAUGGCCUGGACUGUGUACGAACGAAUCACUGCCAACAUCGGUUUCAAAUAAACCUGAUUGUACAAUAAUUGUAUAAUAAUUGUACAUAUUUACCUUAUACAGUAUUAAAAAACGAGUAUCCAAUGUUUAUAAGAUCGUUUUC